Aaosphaeria arxii CBS 175.79 is the source of this 2017-nucleotide messenger RNA. RefSeq names its product zf-CHY-domain-containing protein. The record is from RefSeq and is a predicted model, not a curated record. Gene Ontology annotation, molecular function: zinc ion binding. The transcript is spliced from 11 exons. The coding region runs from base 29 to 1699 and encodes 556 amino acids. NCBI's taxonomy places the organism in Eukaryota, Fungi, Ascomycota, Dothideomycetes, Pleosporales.
GAAUGAGUUGGAUAGGGGGUUGGAGGGGAUGCUGACGGGGGAGAAGGCGGAGACGGUUAAGAUUGUUAGACAUGCUGUGGAGAAGAAGGAGGAAGUUUCUGUGCCGGUGCCAGCACCGCCGCCGAAGCAGCAGCAGCAGCAAAGCGUAAGGAGCAACAUUGUCGUCCCCGUACCCGUCACACACUCCCCAGAAGCCAAAGCUCGAGCGAAAGCGACAAGAGACGCAGAGGUCCGCCAGCUCGAAACGCGGCUCGGUCGACUCCCUCAAUUCUCGAAGUCCCGCGAUGGGAUCGAGUUCGUGGUGCCGAUCCAGCCAGCCAAAAAAGCCGCGCUGCCGCUUGAACUCCAGGCUGUGAAGACGGUGCGGUUGAUUGUGCCGGAGCUGUACGACCUCCAGCCUUGUCGGGUGAAGCUUGUGGGGGUCAGUGGGGAGGGCGUUGGGAAUGUUGAGAGGGGUUUUGCGGAGAGGGCAGCUGGGGGACAGAAGGAGGCGAGUUCGUCACUGCUGGGCCAGUUGAAUUAUCUGGCGCAGAAUAUGCACGUCAUGGCGAAGGCGAGUAAGGUGGAAGUGAAGCCUACGACUACGCCUGCGGCAACAUCACAGGUAGCGAAGAUAGUGGAGGAGAAACCGCAAGUCGAAACGAAGCAGAGUACACAGGUCCCUGGAGACAGUCUGGAUAGACCACACGUCGUCACGAUACCGCGACCGCCGGAAUGGCGCACGCCUGGAGAAAACGACGAGUCUGAGUCUGAAUCUUCCUCUUCCAGCGACGAAGCCUCGUCAGACGAAGCAAAUGACCCUCACUCCUCAGAAACCGCCUCAGCGCCGCAAGCAGGUACCACCAGCGUGGAGAAGGGCAUACUAAUGUCCUUCCCGCACCUCGAACUCCACGGCGUCGAGCUCCUCGAGAUCGGUGUGCUCAACCUGACGGUCAAGUGCGAUCGCUGCAAGGACGUCAAGGACGUCGGCGGGCUCAGGAACAAUAGCGUCGAGGGGGAGGAUCACACGCGCAGGGACUCGUGCAAGAAGUGUGCUUCGCCGUUUGUUUUGGGCUACCGAGCAGAGUUCCUGCACGCCAACUCCACACGUGCUGGAUAUCUCGACCUUGACGGAUGCACCGUCGUCGACAUGCUGCCGAGUUCGUUCAUACCGACAUGUGCAGAGUGCUCGACGAUGCAUCCUCGAAACGGAGUCACGGCCGUCCGUGGCGAUACGUCAAUGGCGUUCUGUCGGGAGUGCCAUCGGAAGAUGACUUUUGGUCUACCGGAGAUUAAGUUCCUUAGGGUGAGCGCUAGGACAGAACGCGCAAGCCACGCGCCGGUGCGGAAGAAGCGCGCGGAAAACCUGGGCAUCGUCGCCGGACAGGAAUUGCCCAAUCGCGGCCGCUGCACGCACUACAGGAAGAGCUAUCGCUGGUUUAGAUUCUCGUGCUGUAGCAAGGUGUUCCCUUGCGAUAGGUGUCACGAUCAAACUGCGGACCAUGCUAUCGAGCAUGCGAAUCGUAUGAUAUGUGGUUUCUGUUCGAGAGAACAGAACUACCGGCCCAAUGAUUGCGGCAUAUGCCACGCAUGGCUAACGAUGAAACCCGGCAAAGGGUUCUGGGAGGGCGGUACUGGUACGCGCGAUCGGACUAAGAUGUCGAGGAAAGAUCCAAGGAAGUACAAACGCAUAGGCGGCAGCAGUGCCAAUAAGUCAUAACAUCUUCGGUAUGAACGCCAUCUUUCAUGAUGUGCAUGCGAGUCGACACAACUAUACGAUGACGUACGCCUGUAUCUGUGUCUGCUCCACAAGUACAAUACUUGAUGGUAAGUGUACAGACGUACAGACAGGCAGAUAAUGGAAGCGGAGGGCGUGAAAGAAAUCCAUGAUCAUUAUGAAGAUCGGACCAUAACGAUAUCAGAAGCAGUCACAUUGAUACAGUGCAAUACGUUGCAAGAGCUUCUGCAGUUGAUGUCUGAUUGCUUAUGGUCAUGAUUGUAGUUAUAGCAUAUCAACCACACGAUACAUCUCUAUCAA